AUGUUUUAUUCGCAGUUUAUAUUAGCGAAAAAGGGUCCGUUAGGGGUGAUAUGGAUCGCGGUGCAUCUCGAGAGGAAGCUUAGGAAAAAUCAGGUUGCUGAUACUGAUAUUGGUGUCUCUGUAGAGUCAAUUCAGGAGGAGGUUGAAUCUGAAGAGGAACAGCUGGCCUCUGAAAUAGUGGAUGAGGUGAUUGAAGAAGUGGUCACUGCUGUGGCAAAUGAACUAAAGGAUCUACAAGUUUUUACAUUUAUUCGCGUUAUUUUCCAACUCUGUGAGGAAAUUCCUUGCAUCUCUGCGAUUGUUGUUGCGUUACUUUUUGAGCCAGAGCCAAAAAUCGAUUAUACAUUAAAAGCUGUUGGUGGAAGUUUAGCAGCCAUUCAUGGACUUUUUGACAUGAUAGAUGUUUACUUGAUGUGUUCAGGAUAUACUGUAAAAACAAUAGUGAAAGAUAUGCUUGAGUGGCCCCACAGGAUGGUUGUUCCCAUUCUACCUACGGAUACAAGUGAUCUUGAGCUAAAGCCACAUGGGCAACUCACACUAACAAUUGUGAAGGCAAAUAAUUUGAAAAACGUGGAACGUACACAUAUUAGCUAUGAGAUGGGAGGCAGACAUAUGCAGUCUUUGAUGAAUCAUGGUCCGAUCUUACCCAAGUUCUCUAUUCUAGAUAAAUUGGAGAAGCUAAAGGAAAGACAAGCAGCAAAAGAAAAGAAAGAGGUAAAAUGCGAGAAUGUUGCCCAGGAAGAGAAGUCUGAACAAAGUGAUGAAGAUAAAGUUGUUGAGAAAAUUAUGAUGAUGAAGACUGAUGUUGAAGAUGAUGUUGAUGAUGGAAACGAUGAUAUUGAUGGAGAUGGAGUGACGAAGUUGUUGUUGAUGAUGAAAGACGGCGGUGACCGAGGAGACCACCCGACGGCGGCGGUGGCGCUGAGUACCGUCAACAACAGCAACACAUUCAUCAUUGGCCAUCGGAACUACUCGUCGGAGCUCGGACCAGAGAGAGUGAACGUGUUGGCAGGUAUUCACCGGAGGGAGGGGGUGUUUUGA
Molecule: messenger RNA, 1041 nt
Organism: Helianthus annuus (common sunflower)
Lineage: Eukaryota; Viridiplantae; Streptophyta; Magnoliopsida; Asterales; Asteraceae
Exons: 9
Coding region: 1-1041 (346 amino acids)
Cellular component (GO): endoplasmic reticulum
Molecular function (GO): protein binding; lipid binding
Source: RefSeq, a predicted model, not a curated record